ACAAGUUUUUAAAUAAAACUUUAUUUUCAUUUCAUUUCAUCAUUCAGCCUUCGUCCUGUUGAAACAUGCUACAUCUUGACUUGACAGUCACUUUAGAAAUUCUCCAAAUCUGACAUUUCUUGUCAGCCCAUCUUUCCAACCGGGCUACUACAGCCUUUGAGUUUGUCCUCAAAUAAAUGAGCUUUCACUUUAAUUGCACAGUCCAUGGCAAAGGCAUAAAAGUUUUGGAAUUACUUAUCAAAUAACAGGAAUGGACAUUUUAACAGGCAUGUAUAGAUUUUCAGAGCCACUGCAAUUCCUGUUUGUAAAACCGAAAUUAGAAAUAUCAAAAAUAUAAAUAUAAAAGAGGUGAUUAACUUGUGCUAUGUCUUUUUCUUUUGACAUUUCAGUUGUUGAAAAAUGUACUCAGACUCUCAUCUGUCUAAAGUUUGACCUGUUUAGCAGGGGCCCCGCUGUGUUAUUAUGCUCGACCAUGUGGCUGCCGUCACGACGUACAGCAGCCUAUCGGAAUUUCGCCUCCUGUCGUUAUGUCUGCGCAGGCAGCAUCUCAGCCAAAGCUCAGCUGGCUGGCAGACUCCUCAUUCAGCAACCAGCAGCACCGAGAGCGGCAUGGCAAGGGCUUGGGCAGGUGUGGCGAGGGGGUGACGGGCCAACCAGACCGUCGUUGUCAUCGCGGGCAGCAGACGCAGAUGCGGUAUCCUCCAGUCCCUGUCCGAGUGAAGACACGCUGCUGCUGCUGAUAAGAGUCACUCACACGCUGAUGAUAAAACGAUGCUCCAGUCGCCGCCACCGACCAGGUGCAGGAGCACGGAGCAGGGACGCCGUUAACCUGACAGAAAGUCGACCCGUAUCUAUGUGCUGCGCGCACUUCUCUCUGGUCCCGUUUGCAGACGAUCGAGAAGAUGCUGAGCCGACUGAUGAGCAGCAGCGUCAGGAGUCUGGACAGGGAAUGCAACUGCACGGUGAGGCUGCUGGACGACUCGGAGUACACCUGCACGAUCCAGGCUGGUUCAUGACGGAUGUGGCUGCGUUUUUGUGCUCUGACGCCUCUCAGGACAGAAGGGCUGCAGAAGCUGCUUUCGUCAGAGAAUUACCUGUGAGGACAUGCCAUCAUCAUGACCGCAUGUUGUGCGUGCGCUGCGUAGAAAAUUUAAAGGAUUAAUCAGACAGCACUACACGCCAACUGGGAACAUAAUACGCACACACACACAAAAAAAUCCAUCUAUGCAUAAGCGCUUAUAUUUUGCAGCUUUAUGCUUGCAUUGCGCUGGAUUUAAAAUCAAGAUAAUCUGCUCUUGAGCAAAGUCAGUAGUUGGCUUAGUGGAGAUUUUUGGAUCUACUGGCAGGAUGAGUGUGCAACCACAGAACCACAGUUUGGGGAUAAACCAGGCGGACCAAUUAAUCAGAUUAUUGCUCAUAUUGAAAAUUCUUUGCUGUCAUGUUAAAAGGAAAGUUUAUAAAUGUCUAAAUUAAAAAUAUAGAGACUAUAACUAAAAAGGCCGUGUGUAUUCUUGAACUUAAUUAGGGUUUUUACUUUCUAUUGCAAACAAUGCAAACGUCAUUUUUGGAUAAAAGUUGCCCCAAACAGUACAUUUUUGAGAAAACAAAGACCCGGAGUCGGCAACCUUGACAAUUCAAAGAGCUUUUUGGGUCAAAAUGUAUCUAAGCCUACAAAAAUCUGCAAGACCCUUCAAAUAAAAACAAAAUCAAACUUAUGUUUCAUGAAUAACAAGUAAAAUGUCUUCAGUGAAACUGUACACAUUCAUGGAAAAUGAGAAAAGAAACAUAUUUUGCAACAUAAUGCCAUUGUCAUAGAUAUUAUUGUCUGCUGAUUGCAA
Poecilia latipinna (sailfin molly) is the source of this 1838-nucleotide messenger RNA. RefSeq lists its product as uncharacterized. The transcript is spliced from 2 exons. NCBI's taxonomy places the organism in Eukaryota, Metazoa, Chordata, Actinopteri, Cyprinodontiformes, Poeciliidae. The coding region runs from base 365 to 1162 and encodes 265 amino acids. The record is from RefSeq and is a predicted model, not a curated record.